This is a messenger RNA of Erinaceus europaeus (western European hedgehog), 1466 nucleotides long. It is a transcript of the gene CNRIP1, whose product is annotated as cannabinoid receptor interacting protein 1. Gene Ontology annotation, molecular function: type 1 cannabinoid receptor binding. NCBI's taxonomy places the organism in Eukaryota, Metazoa, Chordata, Mammalia, Eulipotyphla, Erinaceidae. Gene Ontology annotation, cellular component: plasma membrane. The record is from RefSeq and is a predicted model, not a curated record. The transcript is spliced from 3 exons. Gene Ontology annotation, biological process: negative regulation of signaling receptor activity. Bases 149 to 643 code for a protein of 164 amino acids.
CCGCAAGGGCGCGGGCUCCUAGCCGCAGCCACCCCUCCGCCCCCUCCCUCUCCCUCCGCGCUUCCUCUCCGCCCCCGCGCUCCCGCCGCCGGGUAGCAGCAGCGCUGUCCUCCGCCCCCGGGAGCCGCCGUGCCAGCGCCGCGCAGCAAUGGGGGACCUGCCCGGCCUCGUGCGUCUCUCCAUCGCGCUGCGCAUCCAGCCCAACGACGGCCCAGUCUUCUACAAGGUGGACGGGCAACGCUUUGGCCAGAACCGCACCAUCAAGCUGCUCACGGGCUCUUCCUACAAGGUGGAGGUCAAGAUUAAGCCCACCACGCUGCGGGUCGAGAAUAUUUCCAUUGGUGGUGUGCUUGUCCCACUGGAGCUGAAGUCUAAAGAACCUGAUGGAGAAAGAAUUGUUUAUACCGGUAUAUAUGACACAGAAGGUGUGGCCCCAACCAAGAGUGGAGAACGGCAACCUAUCCAGAUCACCAUGCCGUUCACUGACAUUGGGACCUUUGAGACGGUGUGGCAAGUCAAGUUCUACAAUUACCACAAACGAGAUCACUGCCAGUGGGGAAGCCCCUUCUCUGUCAUUGAGUAUGAGUGCAAACCUAAUGAGACACGCAGCCUCAUGUGGGUGAACAAGGAGUCCUUCCUCUGAAGACGGCCUGUCCGGAAGUUGCUGGACAAUCUCUCCAGAAAUCUACUUUUAGGUAACCCAGCACAAGCCUUCACCAAGGCAUGCACACUGUUACUAUUUCCCAUCGGGUGCUGAUGACCUACUAGCCCCGAUUCUUUUGACAGUAUAACCUCUCAAUGUUCCUGACUUGAAAGAUCAUGACAUACCACUCCCACCCCCCCAAAAAAGUCCCUUUCUGUGUAUUCUGUGCUGGUGUUCCUGCAUCGAUGUGUUACUAUUGGCUGUUUGUGACUAGAACUCAGUGGAGUUAGUCCACCACUGACUGGUGUUUUCUUUCCAAGUUGAAGGAAUCAUUGAGUGAUUCCCCUCUCUUUUUAUUACGUGUUAAAUUUAAAAAAAAAUGUGUGUGGGUUCUCCCCAAGUGUAAUAUGGUGAUAUGUAACUUCAAAAGUUUUCCAGCUCUCAACACAACCUUUGUGAAAAUAUGAUGCAAAAUGUAGUGAAUAGUACUAAGUGUUGUGUUCUAAAAACAGCUCAACCUUUUCGGCAAAGGAUAAUGACAAAAUAAAAGAAGAGUUUUUUAAGUGUUUAUAAUGUAAUAAAACUCAUUCAGGUAAUUUAAGGUAUUGUGUUGUUACCUAGUGAGAGUGGGGAAAAGGUCAUUGUGGACCACUGUUCAACAAGGUGACAGAGGCUAGAGUCACCUCUUUGACAAGCUGCCAUUGUGCUUAAAUAAUCAAAUUGAUAGCAUCCCUUUUUUUCCCCCUUUGACUUGAACUUUGUAAAACUGUGUAUGCAAUUGUAAUCAAUUUUUGAUAUUUCUUGAUAAAGGCAUUGAAAAGCA